Caenorhabditis remanei is the source of this 1374-nucleotide messenger RNA. RefSeq lists its product as uncharacterized. The record is from RefSeq and is a predicted model, not a curated record. Bases 1 to 1374 code for a protein of 457 amino acids. Lineage: Eukaryota; Metazoa; Nematoda; Chromadorea; Rhabditida; Rhabditidae. Gene Ontology annotation, biological process: coenzyme A biosynthetic process. The transcript has 5 exons. Gene Ontology annotation, molecular function: dephospho-CoA kinase activity; ATP binding.
AUGCACUCAAAAUAUGGACUGCUCGUAUUAAAUAGUAAAAAUGUCCAAAAAUUAAAGCAACUAUUGACAUCAGCGGCUACAAGUUUGAGCUCAAGACUUUACAUCAGGCUAAAUCCAGAUCAGCCACGUACCGACGAGUUAGUUUCAAAAAUCUACUUAAACUCUGCAAAUUCUUGUCCAAAACUCGAUGUUCGUCUGCUAGUAUCGGACAUUCCCGGAAAAAUCGAAAAUUACACAGCAAUUGGAGAAGAAAAGCCGGAGAAAAUAGAGAAAAUAGAGAAAAAAUACAAGAAAGUGGUUUUGGGUGGAACCUUUGACCGACUUCAUAAUGGCCACAAAGUUUUGUUGAACAAAGCUGCUGAGUUGGCUUCUGACGAUAUUGUGAUUGGCGUCACCGAUAAAGAAAUGAUUUUGAAAAAAUCUCUUUUUGAAAUGAUCGAACCAGUGGAAUUCCGCAUCAAGAAGGUCGUCGAGUUUGUUGAGGAUAUUUCUGAUGGAGCCAAAUGUCUCGCGGAACCGAUAACAGACCCAUUUGGACCAUCAACUAGAAUCAAAGAUUUAGAAGCAAUAGUUGUCUCAAGAGAAACAAUAAAAGGAGCAGAUGCAGUGAAUAAAAAACGGAAUGAACAAGGAAUGACACAACUAGAUAUUAUUAUUGUUAAGUUAAUCGAAGGAAGUGAUGAAAUUCUAAAUGAGACAAAAAUAAGUUCGAGCUCAAAAAGAAGAGAGGAUUUGGGAGUAUUGCUUAGACCAGUUCGAAAAGUUCCGAGAGAAACAGACCGUCCGUACAUCAUUGGAUUAGCUGGUGGGAUUGCAUCGGGUAAAAGUCAUAUUGGAAAAUAUCUCAAAGAAAAACACGGCUUCGAUGUGAUUGAUUGUGAUAAACUUGCCCAUACAUGCUAUGAAAAAGGAAGUUCGUUGAAUCGAAAAAUCGGAGAACAUUUUGGUUCGGAUAUUCUUAUCGAUGGAAUCGUUGAUCGGAAGAAAUUGGGAUCGAUUGUUUUCUCGGAUAAGUCCAAGCUACGAGAAUUGAGUGAAUUGGUAUGGCCGGAAGUCAAAUCGAAAGCAGCGGAGAUUGUAGAGAAAUCAACUGCUAAAGUUGUAGUAAUCGAAGCAGCUGCUCUAAUUGAAGCUGGUUGGCACAAAUCUCUCGCAGAAACAUGGACUGUAUUUGUUCCAGCUGAAGAAGCUGUUCGUCGUGUUGUCGAGAGAGACAAUUUAACAAAAGAACAAGCUAUCGAUCGAAUGUCAUCUCAAAUAACGAAUAAAGAACGAAUUGAUAGUAGCAACUUAGUUUUAUGUUCAUUGUGGAAAUAUGAAGAAACAAGAGCACAGGUCGAUCGAGCAGUCAACGACUUGAUGAAAAGAAUUUAA